Molecule: messenger RNA, 1955 nt
Organism: Mya arenaria
Lineage: Eukaryota; Metazoa; Mollusca; Bivalvia; Myida; Myidae
Exons: 6
Coding region: 327-1451 (374 amino acids)
Source: RefSeq, a predicted model, not a curated record
AUAUAGUGCGGGCAAAUGAAGAAGCACAGCUGAACUACUGCUCAUAAAUAGUGCAUUCAUUGUAUGGGAUUUACUGAAAUAUCACAAUGACUGGAUCACGCCUUAUUCCGUUUCAACUCAAGUACGCUUCAAACAUGAAAAUAGUUUUUUUAUAAUUGAUCACGCAAGUGCUGGAUAUUGAUUAGGCUGUUUUCAGUGUCAUAUUGGAGAUGAAAUGAAGUUGGAAUUGGAUAAAAUAGAAAUGGUGCGCCUGUUAAACGUACAUGGCAAGGGACUUAAUCAAAGCGGAUUGAGUGUUUAAAGCAUUAUCCAGAAAGUGAAUUCAUAUGAUGUGGUCGAUUGACCGAAGAUUUGUGGCUAAAAAUGUCGUCAAAUAUGGAUUGAUUAUUCUCAUUUUAUCUUUUGCUGUAUACCUUGUUAAACGAUCGACGGAAACCAUUAUUGAUGGUAAAGAUAACCUUCUGGUAAAGAUUCCCCUGGAUGAUGGUCGGUCGUGUAACGCCACCUUCCGGCAGCCAGACGCUGAUAAUUUCCGAAAGAUUGAAUCGUACCGAUUCACCGGCGUUGAUCGUUACAUAGCAGAGCUAUUCCCAACCACAACCCCGGGUUUAUCUUCUGGUCCUGUCGCUGGUGAUGACAUCGUAAGCCCGGCACUCGUGACUGCAUUCUCGUCCAAUCACUACUUGGAAUCCAAGUUUCUUUUCAAAAAUAUCGAAUACGUUGUUCGCCCUCAGUACCCUGAUGUUAAAGUGAUUGUUUAUGGGCUAGGGCUUUCAAAUGGAGUCAAACAAAAGUUAUUGGCAUUUUGCAAGUGCGAGAUAAGGGAAUUCAACUUUGACCAUUAUCCCGACCACGUAAAAAUCAUCUUCGGGUACACGUGGAAGCCAAUAGUUCUGCAGGAAGUUGCACGGGAGCAUACGUUUUCUAUUUGGAUGGAUACGUCUGUACGAUUCACUGAUAGAGACCUCCGUCCUUUCUUUGAGAAUGCGAAACGACUGGGUGUCGUUGUUACAAAAAACACAGGACCAAUCGCCAUGCGCACCCACACAAAAACAUUCCAGUUUCUUGAAGAAAAUCCGUGCACUUUCAGGGACAGAAACGAAUUUCAGGGCGGUUUUGUGAUGUUAUACUCCAAUCCAACUACUGUGAAAUAUUUCAUGAAGCCUUGGGUUUCUUGCGCAUUGACGCUUGGGUGUAUGUUACCUGAUUAUCAUGCCCGUGAUUAUAUAGACUGUGGGAAACACGGCAACGUUUAUUUUGACUGUCACAGAUUUGAUCAGUCUGUUCUUGGGAUCUUGCUGUCCAGGACUUACGGGUUGAAAGUGGACGACCAUGGUGUGGAUACAAGAAGCUAUCAUAGUUUUUGUAAAGGGAAUGAUGACAGUUUUUAUCUCCCGUCUUUUAUUUCUGUAGAACCCUUGAUUGAAAAGUACAGGGAAGAUUGUUAUUAGGGUAUCCGUAUCUGAUGUCAAUGGAUAAAUAUAUGUCAAUUAUAUCGAAGCAAUAGCAGCCAUUUGUAAUAAUGUUAAAUGUUGAUACCUCGUGACGCCAUAUAAUGUUAGUAUCAUUUAAAAGGGUAUUGCUUGUUGUUAUACAGAAUGAAUGACCGAACAUGCAUGAUAGAUGAAUUUAUUGCGGUUUGUAAUUAUGUUCUUUAUUUUCAACUGAAAUCCCACGUUAAUUGACUACCUUUUGCAAUCUUUAGAGCUUAUAAUUGUUUAUUUAGCAUUUUUCUUCUCUUCUCAUACAACCCAUUUAAUUCAUUACAAGGUAAGAUGGGAUCACAAAGCAUUUUGUUUCCCAUUAUUUUACAAUAGUAUACCUUCAAUUGUCCUAGCGCAAACAUGUUGAAAUAACUCCUAUAUUUAUAUAUUGGUUCUGUUCUAAUCUUGUGUUCAUUGACGGUUUUAUUACAUGCUGUACAAGUAAUUAUUGCAAGUAAAUAAUGAAACACU